AUGGUUUGCCUAUACGGGGUGGUCUAUCUCGUCGUUCGCUCAUUGCGUCCUCGCCUCCUAACCACACCGGCGCCUAAAUCGAUCUGUACGUCUCUCCUCAAGAGGUGAGAAACAAGGCACACACAGGCAUAUUCCUGGCCUCGUUUCCGGCCAAGCUCCUCUCACUUUUUGCUAUUUUCUGAACUGACUCACCAGUAUCUUUUACUCAUCACUCGAAAAUAAAUGACUUGAGGGUUACUAAAUGUUAUUAUGAUGACAGUAAUCCAUUAGAUUUGAAUAACUGCAGCUUUCCAAAGUCAGAGCAAAGAGUUUCAGUUCGUCCUCACAAUAUUUUGAUUGGUCAUGGAGGUUGGAACGUUCUGAGCUUAAUCAUUUAUUGCCUCCUUCCUCUAUAUUUUCAUGUUUCCAGAUCUUAGUCACUUUCACGUUUUUGUUUGAUUUUUUAUCUUCAUUUAUUUACGUUGUGGAGCGUCGCGAAGUGGCUUUCGCAAUUCUGAAAUGUGAUCGCGAAUCAGCUUCUAAUUCUGUAGCAUAUGAAAAAAAUAACGAGCGGAGCCUUUUUUUUUUGAAACUUCAGAGUCUUUCGAAAAUCGAGAAACACACUUUUCAAUUUACUGCAUAAGGACACCGACUUGAAGGUUUUUGGCCAAUUUUCGAACCAUUCUUGCUGCCAACAAGCAAAACUGGACUUCAUGCCACUUUUUAAGAAAGAGCGGUGAUCGGAGGAAAGGCUCCGUGGGCCACUGGAAGAUGCACCCGCUGCUCAUCCGGCUGCUCCAACAUCGGCAGCUCAAUUCCGCCGGACAGUUAUUCACCAUAAGCCACUAUGAAGUCAUCACGGAUCUUGUGAGUCCAACUUUUUUUUCGCAAAAUUUUUCUCAUCUGAAAGAGACGGGAGAUCUGAGUUGACGAGUUUUUGUUUGCGUGCAUCUCCCGUUUGGAGCUUUUCUAUGCACCUGAGCACACCAUUUUUCUUUCCUGCCUUUGGGUCCUAUCGAGUUUCACAACGACACCGAAAUGUUUCUGUUUGGCAUGAAACGAACAGGAAAUGGAAAUAGAGAAGUUGAUAUUAUUAUCGAAUUCAUCGUAUACACGAUUAGUAAAAUGAUAAUGUGGGAAAACAAGAGAUACAGUACUUCCAGCACUCAUUUUUCUGUUUUUUUCUUGUUUUUUUUUCUUUGACGUCACAUCGUUUAAAGCUGACGUAGACACGGUACACUUUCCAUUAGGAAUUUGCAAGACGCAUGAACUGUAGAUCAGGUGUGAAAAAAGGAGAAGAGAAAUAAUGACAGUGUAACAAAUAGCGAACGUCGCUCGUGACGUAGGCGCUGAGUCAUCGCCGACUGGUUUGUUUUCGUCUCGAAGCUGUCAGUUAGAGCCUGAAACCAGUAUUUCACGAUAUUUCAGGACAUUUCACUAUGGAUGUUGCUUAUGAGAUCAAAACUCGGGGGAAGUAGUGAAGGCUCGAAGUAAAAAAUGGGUUUAAGUGUUGAAACGAUUGGAUAAGUUUCACGCAUGAAUAUUCAAGAUGAGAAGGUUGUAUUUUCGAUCGACAAUUAUAUAUACUUCGAUACAUUUUUUAAAAAUCAUAUAAAGGUUUAAGAAAAAAAAAUUUGUUUGAACUUUUUUCUCAUUUUUUUGGCCUUGAAAUUUUGGAAUGUAAGUCUGGCAAAGCUUUUUUCUUAAUACUUUCAAGAAAACAAAAUUUGAAGCUGAUUUAUUUGUUUAGCAUUCAACUUUCUCUCGAAUCAAAGAAAUGUUCAACGACGACGACUACGUCAACAGUCGAGUUGACCAAAGCGUCGUCGAAAUAGUGAUCGCGAGGAUAACCGCCGCCAUUCGGUUAGUUUCCGGGAAAUCGUCCAAAUUUUCGGUUAAGUUUAACGAAGGCUUUUCAGGGAGACAGGCUGCAUCGAAACUUACGCCGCGGAGCUGGUCGACCUCCUCGACGAGUCUCUGAAACACGGUAUGAUCAGCCUCGACGUCGACGGCGAGCAGAUCGAUUCGCCCCAUUGCAAAAUCGCUUCUGACUUGCUCUCGAGUCUUUUCCUGGUGAGCCGCUCUCUCACUCCUGACAUGACUCUGCAAAGUUCUAGCAUUAUGGAAGGAAGUCGGUGAUGACCUUAGCCCUGCCAGUUGCAAUAAAAGCCUUGGCUUCAUCGAAUCCAGAACUUGUUCGGAACACAACAAGGUUGAACUGAAGUCGCCGUUAGGGUACACAAGAAAGCGUUCAGUUACAUCUCCUUGGCGGCGAUUCACAACGGAAAAGCUUUAUCUCACUAUGCCCUGCAGAUAAUUUCGCACAUCACCAAUGGUAGGUUCAAAAAAAGAAAGAUUAUCUCUUGACUGACUUCAGGAAACUAUUCUUUGUUGCGUGUUCUGCCACAGAUUUACGCUGACAAUCGGGAGCCUUUCCAUGCUCACAUUUCCCAACUUCUCGACGUCAGUUUUUUUCGUUGGUUACGGUUUUUACUAGAGGAAAAAACUUGAAUCAAAAUCUUGAAUAAAGAGGAAACGUCUUGGUUUGCAAUAGAAAACAGAGUAUUCUGCAGAUGCUCCACAUGGACGAGGUCGACUGCAGCGAAAAGCUCUCUGUGAUGCAACUGACCUCGAUGGUCGCCAACACAAAGGCCGACGUAUCGUUUCAAACCAUAAUCAAAUGAAUUGGGGCACAAAACUCUCUGGCUAAUAAUUAUCCUCAGGAUGUAGGAGUAUGGACGAAGAAUUCGAGAAUUGAAAGCCCGAUUUCGCAAAAAAAAACUGUUGGCUUGUUUCAAGCAAUAUCAAUCUGGCUGAAUUUGAAUCGGGUUGAGAGAUUCUGGAUGUGUUAGAAGAGAAUAUAGCCAGAGACUAAAAAGGAUUUUGAACACAAAAACUUGAAAAACGACCGAAUUCUUUGGACACGCUGCUUGGCUCAAGAUAAUCAUGUUCAAAAAGCAAAGUUUCAGGUUUUGACGCCCUUCCUGGCCCAAAUCGACGAACAUCUCCUUUCGCAAUCCAUGUGCACUGCCGUCCUCAACAUUUACAUGACUUUCGUUUCGAAGGUCCUGCUCAAAUAGAAACGUGGAACCUCAAAUCGAUGUCAUUUCAGAACAGGGCACACUUUUUGUCGUCCUUUUUACCCACUUUGAAGGCCGCUGCGAAAUCCCCGAGUUUCGUGAGCAAUCGACCAACAAUUUGCAAGGUUCAGACAUUCAAACUUAUGGAAAAUUAGCGUAUCGAAUUAUUUGGGCUAGAAAAUAUUUAAAAAAAAUGAAAAAUAAAAAAAAUUUUUCAACUUUGAAUUUUGUCUUUUUUUGGAGAGACUAAGAGUCUUAAAAGGUUCAACUUUUUACUUCCACUUAUUGAGAACUCAAUUUAAAAAAAUGUUUAUCGUUUGGGUAAAGGUUCAAAAUUCGGUUAUUUUGAAAUGUACAAAUGUUGCGCUUCUGGAGAUCGCAGCAAGAGCUUUUGAACAGACUAAAUUCCGUUGAAGUGAACUGAAUAGAAAUAUUCUCAAGACAAGAAAAACGGUCUGUUUUUAUUUCAAGGUUUUUUUUUUCUUUCAGAUGUUUUGACUCGGUAAACGAAAAAUUCAAAAAGCUUAAAAAGAAAAGAAAGCGGCUUCAUCGUCGUAAACAGAGACUAACCUCUGCAGUUUCUCAUAACUGCGCUCGGAGUAAAACGAAGUCUUCAAUUUCAAUUCAAUCAAUUUAUUUUCGCAACAUCUGGAUGGUAUGUUGAUGCUGCAGGGAGGGAAAAAGACCACUAGGUGGAUUUACUAACUCCAACUGUAAAGAAAAAAAGUUUUUGUGUGAGAGAAGAAACAUAGAACCAUAAUAAGUAGAUAUUUAAAACCAAGUUGAUUAUGGCACAAAUCUGUGAACACUUGAAAGAAUAUGCUCGACGCCAAAAUUUUCUGCAUACACUAAGCUUAGUCUUAUAUAAGAAUAUGUCCUUAAACUUUUUUUGUCUUCCUCUGCCAGUAAUUCAUUUUCAAUGUCAUUUCAAACAUUAGUAAUGCGAUGUGAUAAGAAAUUGAAGAAAACCAGUGAAGGUUUCGUUUUUUCUAAUUUAAAACCAUUUCCUCUGAGCUGACUGGGACGGUCAAAGAUGCUAUGUACCUGGAUAGGAGAGUCUGACCAGCACUUAUUAUGCAAAAACUGAUGUGAUAGCUCUUUAACUAAACGCCUAAACCAAAGAGGUUGAAGACCUAAAAGUUUUAACCGUUCAUUAUAUUCCAUUCUUGGGAAAAGGCGCUUCGUGAAACGCCUCUGGACAGAUUCUAAUCGAUCAAUAUCUGACUUUGUCAAUGGACACAUUAGUUCCGAACCAUACUCUAGAAUGGGAAGUACCUUGGCCUUAUAACAUGUCAAGAAGUUUUUGUUUCGAGAAGCUAAAAACAGCGGAAUAGGUUGUUUAUAAUACGCAUAGUUUUUUUGACGAUAACUUCAAUAUUAUUAUGCAUUUUGAGGUUAGAUGAAAAAAUAACUCCGAGAUCUUUCACACAAUCCUCGUUAUUCACUGUUAUACCAAUAAGCUCGUAACUCGCAACACUUCGAACUCGUUUCCCAUAACUAACAUGGAGACUUUUAUUUGCGGAAAGUAUGAGUUGUCCAUCUGCAAGAAAAUUUUCAAUAGAAUGUAGCUUUUUUUGAUAUCCUGGAACAGAACUGCUAAUCAUUACUUUGCAAUCAUGUUUACUAUAUUUUAACUGUUUACUAUAUUUAAAGAUAAUUGGAAACAUCGGUCGCGUUUCGCCUUCGUUGGCCUCAGAAGCAGUCGAGGAACUCGUGAGACUGACGUCGACGAAUACCGACUCGCACCUGCUCCCAUCGAUUCUCAUCGAAAUCGAAGGUUUUCUUUCCGAUAACUUAACAAGAAGGCCGUUCUGACAUGCCACAAGGAAGAUACGUAGAGCAAGUCUAAACAAGGCAAAUCAAACAAAGUGCGCGCUUCCUUCUUACCUGCCUCCCUCUUUCUGACAAACUUUGAUUUUAGUUUUAUAUGCUCUUCCCUUGUUUCGUUGUGAUUUCGUACAUCUGUGUAUACGUAAAUAUUAUUAAUUCGAUGGUUCCGAACAAAAAAAUCCAAAAUCGUUUCUCCUUCUCGAUGAGUGGGUCUUGCAGGAGUUGGAGCUGCGUAUCCCUCGGCUCUGCGACCUCACAUCGACUCUUUUCCGGCCGACAUCACCGACCACUCCAUCAACAACAGCCGGAUAGUCGACCGCAUCCUAGCGUUGGCCUCUUCCAGGUUCAUUGACAUCCGAAUUCUCCUUCUUAUUCCUUUCUCCAGGAUACCUUCUCCAUCUUGCGAGACAACGGUGAUAGCGGUAGACGGAAAACAAGGAAACAAGGAAAACUCAAUGGAUUCUCUUCUAUCGAAAAACUCGCGCUUCGAGAGGAACAUCAUAACCAGGUUUCAGUUCAUGGGGUAUUCCUGGGAAAGAAAAUGAGUAAUGCAGCGGACCUCGCACUGUUUUCGCGGUCUGCGAUUCUCCAGCAGACACCUCAGCGCUAGAACUCGAUAGGAACACCCAUUCUCUGGCGAUGCAGUAUCAGAACAGAAGCAGCGGCUCCUUGAGCAGACACUCGCGGAGCCACGCGAGCGUCGCCCACUCUUUGCAUGGGUGAGUAGUUUAAGCAAUGCACUACAGCGGGUUUUUUGAAAGGAGAAGGACACAUUUUCGAAUACGAAGAUCAGGAAAAUAAAAAUGGUGUCGUUUUCGUAAAAACAUCUAGUCUGGAAGUACUAGCCAAUGGACCUUUGAAACAGCCCUUUAAUUCCAUUGAUUCGAAAAUUUCAAGUUUUGCGGACAUUCUUUAGGGUCAGGCUUACACUUCUCUUCAUUUUUAGACCCACUUUCAACAAAACCUUUAACCUCUACAAUAGUUUGUCUUAAUAAAAUAAGAGAAAGAGUGAAAGUUAAUUUAAAAGCGCAGCCGUUUCCGCCAUUGAACACGUGCGGCUCGGGAGAAGGACCUAUCGUGGUAGGACGAUUUAGUUUAUCCUAGGCUGUAUGAUUCCGGAAAGAUUUCAUCCACUCAAUCUUCUUCAAAAACUUUCUUUGUUGAAAAAUUAUAAGAAAAAAUUCAGGCAAAGAUCGACUAGUGAGAUGUGUGAAUCGCGAGAAAUGUCCCUUCUGUCAGUCCCUGGAUGCUCUUCAUCUAGGCAAAACGAAAUAGAAGACGUGACGACGUCGAAAAGUUCGAAAACACAGACUCUACCAGCUGGAUUCGCUCCAGUCACCAACAUCCAGGUCGGUUUCGCUCGCCCAAAAUGUGAAAGUUUUGCGUAGAUGAGCAAAGACGGUCGAGUGAGACCUGUGGGCGGUGGAAGGAGACCGGUACAGUGGCCGGCUGGGAGCACGGAAACGACGUUUCCGGCUCAUCCAGGACCAGUCACAACCACCAAAAUGCAUCCGCUGAGCGAGGAAGACGAAUCCAAGUGGAAUGUAAAAAAUAAUCUCAAUUCAUGUGUCGACCGACCCCUCGAAUUCCAGAAUUCAGCGGAUAGGUCCGACCUCGUGCAGCAGUUUGUCGAGCAUCGCAAGAACAAAAUCAGAAGAUACAUAGCCGACCUCUCUGCGCGUUUUCCUGUCCCCGUGCAAUGCACCGUCGAAGGCUCCAAAAGUCUUGCGGACUCUUUGAAAUGAGACGAAAUAAUCGCAACUUUGAAGAUUCCAAGCACCGAAUGGUCGUCCACUUCUCUUGCCAGAGUCGCACGUCGUCCUACUGCGUCUUCACAAACGACUACCUCUUUGCAUUCAAAACUAAAAAUGCCGCUUCCUGGUUGCAUCUCAUGUUUUUACAAGUAAAUUCCUUUCUCUUGUGCUUUUCAAAGUUUGGUUUUCAGAUGGAAUGCUCAGCUCUGGCCCAAAACGGCGAAGUCGCCGGCAAGAAUUCGUCACAGUAUCAAACAUUGGCUCACUGUUGGCAGUGUCUGCCGCAUUUCAUCACGAAAUCAGUUCCGUUCGAUACUUUGGUUACUAGCGCCUUCCCAAACGUCAAAGUUCGUUGAUUAUUAUUUUUCCUUGUUUUCAAUGUGUCUUUCAAAGGACCAAGAAAAGAUGAACAAGGAGCUGGAUGAGGCCGGAUUUUUCGGAUGUUUCUCUCUUGAAGGCUCGUCGAAAUGGACCUGUAUCAGUUGUGCGCACCCAGAUAAGGUACCCAAAUCCAGAAAAACGAGUUAUGUCUCAAAUCGCACUUCAGGUCCGAUCUUUUGUAAAUGAAGGAGCUUGCGAAAAGGUUCUCGAAGGGCAAUUGAAAGAGAAAAAGGGCCGUUGGCGGUUUCUCCGCAGAUGGCAUACCAAGUACUUCACUCUCUCCUCGGCCGCCUUGAACUACAGCUCCCAAGAAGUGACGGUGAUUUUUUUUUUUCUUAUUUUUUCAGUUUCGAACCAAAAAUAGUUUGGAAAUCGUUAAUCACAUCUUUGCAGACGGAGUCACGUUCUCUACUUCCUGCGAUCGACCUGCGUACCGUCCGCUCCGUCCGUUCUCUGAGCAGGGGCAAGAAAUCUCGCAAAUCCCUGCGUCGGGCCUUCGAAAUAUUCACCAGCGACAACACCUCGGUCGUCCUCAAGGUCUGCUGCAGAAACGGCUUUCAAUAGCAAACAGAAAAGUUUGGAAUUAUCAGAGAAAUCUUUCAGGCGACUGACGAGAAAAAAGCGGAAGAAUGGCUGCAAUGUCUGCAGAUCGCCGUCGCACACGCUCGCCGCGAAAAUUCUUAG
This is a messenger RNA of Caenorhabditis auriculariae, 7708 nucleotides long. Lineage: Eukaryota; Metazoa; Nematoda; Chromadorea; Rhabditida; Rhabditidae. The record is from the annotation of a GenBank genome assembly.